Rotaria sp. Silwood2 is the source of this 522-nucleotide messenger RNA. The record is from the annotation of a GenBank genome assembly. Lineage: Eukaryota; Metazoa; Rotifera; Eurotatoria; Philodinida; Philodinidae.
AUGAUAAGUAAAUUGGAAAUACUUCCAAAUGAAAUAUUAUUAAAUAUAUUUUGUUAUUUAUCGUGGGAUGAAAUAUUAAUAUCGUUAUGGUCGUUAAAUGAACGAUUUAAUUCUCUUAUUUAUUUAAUAUUUUCAAAUAAUGAAAAUGGAAUUAUUUUUAAUAAAUCAGGUUUAUCUUAUAAAAUAUUUUCAUCAAUAUUAUUACCAUUAAUAUUUAAUUCAUCAUCAUCUAUUUCUUCGAAUAUAAAAUAUAUUCAUUUUGAUGGAAAUAAAUCGAUUCCUUUUGAUUUUAUUUAUCAAUGUAUUUUUUCUAACAAUGAUCAACAGAAAAUAUCUUUUCCUAAUCUUAAAUCACUUUAUAUUACUCGAUGUUUUUUAACUCAACCAAUAAUUCAGACAUUAUCUGUACUCAUUCAAUAUCAUUUAAAUCAACUUACAUUAACAUUUCAUGAAGAUAUGUUUGAAGGAGCUGAUUAUACACGAGUCACUUCAUUAACUAUUUUUGAUAUAGGUAAUCAAUAA